UCCCUGGGGGAGGCUGAUGCGGUACUCGAUCCCAGGACCCCGGGGUCACACCCUGGGCCAAAGGCAGCGCUCAACUGCUGAGUCACCCAAGUGUCCCUUGUGUCUUUAUUCAGCAGGAAUUAACAUCUGAGGUAAUCCCACAAGCACCUGGGGCUGAGGACACUGCCCUAUAAAGGAAGUUUUUGAGCCGGUCUCUCCUGGGAUCUCUACAAGGUCCAACACACCCUCCUGUCGCUUUCUGAGGGGUUUCCACACUGUGGAGGAUGAUUUCGGGCCCUACCGUCCCACAGAACCGGGAGGCCCGGGCCCCAGGGGUCAGGCACCAGGCCGGCUUCCACCCGUUACCCUCCAAGUCCUGCAGGUGGCAGCUGGACACCAGGCUGAGGACCAACCGAGGUGAGCAGAGCGCAUUGGGGCGGUCACCGACCACCAUCCAGGGCACCCCGCUGCAGGGGAGGGGAGGGGAGAGGAGGGCCGCCGAGCCUCUACCCCCUCUUACCUGGCGCAUCCCAAGGGCCUCAAGUGCAAGGUCAUGGCACCGAGACAGGUGCCCCCUGGGGGCCCCGAGUGGAUGGGCCGCUGGGCCCUGGCUCCGCUUGCCGUGUCCUUUCUGGGGACCCUUCCUGGGCCGGGGAGCCGUGCGCAGUGGCACAGGCCUGGGCAGGUGCCCGCUGGUAUCACUAUCUGCAGGCCUGGGGCUGCCACUGCUCCCAUGGGCCCCUCCCGGCGGCAACGUUCGCGACCUUGUCUCUCGCGCGCACAUGCACCUGGAUCAUCCCCUGGACAUGGGGCUCCCAGGAACCGGGGUGCCCCAGUGCACAGGCAGGUGGGCACCAGGUGGACGGAGGGGGCCGUCGCCCACGGAAAGCGGGUCACAGCGCCCAGGCCCAGGCGGGCAGCCUGGAGCCGCAGCACCACGGCCUCACCUGUACCGGCAGCAACCCCCCCCACGGGCCUUACCUGUGCCUGCAUCACCCCACCCCCCCAAGGCAGCCUGCGGAGGCCGCAGAAGAGCAGAGGGCACCAGGGAAGAGUGUCCAUCAGCCAAGGCCCUGGUCCCCUCCCCGGGGACAGAUGGCCCCAAGAGCAGGUCCCCCUCCCUGGGACACCUCUUCCCAGACUCAGCCAAGAGCCCCAGGAGGCCUCCCGGGGCCUCUGUCAUCAAGAGGCAGAGGAGGGGACACAGGCCACGGGGUCACCUUGCCGACAUCGCUCCGCCCGCAUCCCCGGGGUAGGGGUGGCCCAGGACCUGGCUGGGCCGCCUCGGAUCACCGCCGCAGGGCCCCUGCUGCUGGCCCGGCCUGGGGGUAUUCCACUAGCACUCGGUCAUCUCCGGCUGCUCCAUCCUUGCUGGCGAAGCAGAGCUGGAGGCUGCAGCCCACGCCCAUGCCCGCGCCCUUCAGCGUCUGGUGGACUGGCUCUGGGCGAGGACCAGGCUGUGCUGCCAGCCCAGGGAGGCUGUCAGCGCCCUGGCUCCCCCCUUCCGUCGGCCGUCCGCACCCCGGCUGCCUGGGCCCGGCCGCACGCGGAAGAGGGCUCUUACCAAAAAGGCACGCACCCCAAAACGUGAACCGUCGGGGGCAGGACCCGAUGUGGGUUCGGCCUGGCUCCACCGUGACUGCCUCCGAGCCCAGGCGACAGUCUGUACUGCUCACCGCCAGCCCGGCCCGGUCAGCUCGUCCUGCAGCCAAGCCUGCAGAGGUCAGCAGGAG
Canis lupus familiaris (dog) is the source of this 1712-nucleotide messenger RNA. Its product is annotated as putative NAD(+)--arginine ADP-ribosyltransferase Mav. Bases 264 to 1235 code for a protein of 323 amino acids. NCBI's taxonomy places the organism in Eukaryota, Metazoa, Chordata, Mammalia, Carnivora, Canidae. The record is from RefSeq and is a predicted model, not a curated record. The transcript is spliced from 2 exons.